AUGCAGCUCCUGGCAUCCCUCACCCUCUGCCUCUGCACAGGGUUCAGCACUGCUGUCAUCCCAGCGGAGGAGGAGAAUCCAUCCUUCUGGAACAAGCAAGCAGCUGCAGCCAUAGAAGCCUCCCUCAAAAUCCAGCCCAAGAUACGCCAAGCCAAAAACCUCAUCCUUUUCCUUGGGGAUGGAUUUGGGAUCCCCACCAUCACAGCCACCCGCAUCCUAAAGGGGCAGCAGCAGGGGAAGCUGGGCCCUGAGACCCCUCUUGCCCUGGACACUUUCCCCUAUGUGGCACUCUCUAAGACCUACAAUGUGGACAGGCAGGUCCCUGACAGCGCAGGGACAGCCACAGCCUAUCUCUGUGGGGUGAAGGGCAACUACCAGACCGUGGGGCUGAGUGCAGCCGCCCGCCACUCACAGUGCAGCACCACGGCCGGCAACGAGGUGAUCUCAGUGCUGGAGCGAGCCCGCAAAGCUGGGAAGGCAGUGGGCAUCGUGACCUCGACGCGGGUGCAGCACGCGUCGCCCUCGGGGACCUACGCGCACGUGGUGAACCGGGAAUGGUACGCGGAUGCCAGCAUGCCCCAGGACGCGCGGCUGCAGGGCUGCAAGGACAUCGCCUGGCAGCUGGUCCACAACGUUGACAUACACGUGAUCCUGGGUGGUGGUCGGAAAUAUAUGACCCCUAUGGGGACACCAGACCCCGAGUACCCCACCAACAGCAAGCAGAAUGGGAUACGUGAGGAUGGCAAAAACCUCAUUGACAUGUGGCUGGAGGCACGGCCGGGUGCCCACUAUGUCUGGAACAGGACAGAGAUGCUGGCUGCUGCUGCCAACCCCAGCGUGAAUUAUUUGAUGGGUCUCUUUGAACCUGGGGACAUGAAGUACAGCCUGGUGCGUAACACCACCCUGGACCCGUCACUCACGGAGAUGAUGGAGGCAGCCAUCACCAUCCUGAGCAGGAACCCCAACGGCUUCUACCUCUUUGUGGAAGGUGGCAGAAUUGACCACGGCCACCACGAUGGUGCAGCCCAUAAGGCACUGACGGAGGCAGUGGAGUUUGACCAGGCCAUCGAGCGGGCGGGCGCCCUGACAGACGAGGCUGAGACCCUCACUGUUGUCACCGCUGACCACUCACACGUCUUCUCCUUCGGUGGCUACACCCUGCGUGGCUCCUCCAUCUUCGGUCUGGCCCCCAAGACAGCCCUUGAUGGGAAGAACUACACAUCCAUCCUCUAUGGGAAUGGGCCAGGAUACCCAGGCCCUAACAGACCCAACGUGGACCCGGACACAGCCAUGGGCUUCGAGUACCUGCCGCAGGCAGCUGUGCCCCUCAGCUCAGAGACCCAUGGUGGUGAGGAUGUGGCCAUCCUGGCCAAGGGCCCCAUGGCCCACCUCUUCCACGGGGUGCAGGAACAGACCUACGUAGCCCAUGUCAUGGCCUAUGCUGCCUGCAUCGAGCCCUACACCGACUGCCGCCAACGGGACUCUGCUCUCAGCAUCCGUGCCACCCCCCUGGCCCUGCUCCUCCCUGCACUCCUUCUGCCCCUCUUCCACUGA
This is a messenger RNA of Cinclus cinclus, 1554 nucleotides long. Its product is annotated as intestinal-type alkaline phosphatase-like. The record is from RefSeq and is a predicted model, not a curated record. Gene Ontology annotation, cellular component: plasma membrane. The transcript is spliced from 11 exons. Lineage: Eukaryota; Metazoa; Chordata; Aves; Passeriformes; Cinclidae. Bases 1 to 1554 code for a protein of 517 amino acids. Gene Ontology annotation, biological process: dephosphorylation. Gene Ontology annotation, molecular function: alkaline phosphatase activity.